CCUGUACCUGUAUCGGUACCAUUGUACUGAUCAGCCCGGCAUGACAUGACCUCGACUUUGACUAUGGGACCUGUGGACCCUCCAGCGCGUUUGGCGCUCAAGGCUGGGAGAAUCUUGGCUGGUGAAGCGGAUGUAGAGAUCAAGCAACGAGAGCGUGCAAGGAGAGGAGACACUGACAAAGUAACGUCCUCUCCAGCCUCAUCCUCACGCCGUCCGCCGCUUGCUCGCAUCCUCGCAACAAGGCUAAGGGAAGCCAGCGCAGUACUGAGCGAUACCGGAAUGCCAUUGCCUACAGAGGACCGUCCCAUCGACUCUGCCUCGGAGGAGACGCUGCACCUGCUCACAGCCGAGACGGCUCUCAUAUGCCUGCAGAUCCUACACGAGGAGGAUAGCAGAACGUCUAGGGCCCGAAGCUCGUCACAACAGGAGGAAGAGCUGGUAGGGUCAAAAGAUCGGAAGACGAUUCAGACCUUGUUCUCAUUGGUGUCUUCCUGGGGUCUGGAACCAGCGAUACUCAGCUACGAUGCUGCUAUAGAGUCUAUCAGGCAGACAUCGUCCGUUGUCGAUUCUGCGCCUCGUCUACGCGAAGUUACGGAGGAACAGCAGGAGCAAGCAGGCCUACGCAGGUCAUUUGAGAUCGUACGGCAGGAGCUCGGUCAUCUCUUCACCAGCGCUUCUCGCCUCCUCAGAUCUCAGGCCAGCCCUGCCACUUUCGUAUCCACUGGUCUCAUACCGAUGCAGAUCCUGACGACACAGCAGACCAUAGCUACACAUCUGCUCGGAGCCGCUUUGCGCAUCUGCUGGGGUCCGGGAGCGGAUAAGGUAGACGGCAAGGCUUCUAUGGGUGGUGUCAAGGAGGAGGCAAGAGACUGCAUAACUCUCUUUCUCAAGAGUCUCCAGCCCGCUCAGCUACUGCCCUUGCUAUCCUCGGUCUCUUCACCUCGUCAGGCGAGUCCACCAGGUAGCCCUUCCCUGCCUCCAAUACCGGCCUUUGUGCGCGGCUUUGCUACUCGACUCCUCUCUGCGCAGCUUUUGCGUCGUGAAGGCAUCGUCGCGCUGAUUUCGUCGGUGAUGAAGAUGGGAGAAGAGUCGAGUGAGGAGAAGGUCUCGCCAACCAUCAAGCUUGAUCGAUUGGCUACACUGCUGACGAGCCCUCCAAGCGGAAUGGAAAAGGGGGCCUUUCUAUCUCAGCAUACUAUACCUGCGCUGGUCUCCUUCGUCAUACCGAACACUGCAGACGCCGAUACAUCUGCAGUCUUCGCAAAAGUGGCGAGCUACACACUUGAGAAGCUAGCCGCGGGUGAAUCCGAAGAGCUUGUGAGAGCAGCUCUCGAGCCGGUCAUCUGGCAGCCACUGUUGCCUGGAGUCACAGGCUGCACCCCUCUGCAGUCAGAGCUCCCCUCCUCAGCUCGGAUAGCAGACGCGGUACACAGUCUCGAAGUGCUCGUACUGUGCUCUACGUCUAUCUCGUCUGCAUGGCUCAGCUGGCUCAUCAGCCCCGUUGUACUGCGACUCUGGGACAUGCUGGGCACCCACGAGAGUGGCAGAGAGGCUAAAGUGAAGGAAGUGAAGAAGGGAAAGGUCGCAGCGCAGUCAGAACAGCUGGGGAGCAUACUACAAAAGUGGCUGGCCGUCAGCGGUGUCGAGGAGGUGAUGGGAGUGAUCAGACAGUGGGCCAGUGCGCAAGAGCAGGAUGCUACCAGGAUAUACUUUGAGGUAGACGAGAGGAACACAGCAGUGAUCAAAUUUGGGAGGCCGCCAUCUCAUGGCACAACCGACCUCAGCGCCCUGCUUUCCAACAUCUCAAUGUCUCCUCAUGCAGAAAGCGAUGACGACCAAGCCCGUGCCCUCUUACCCCAUCUGCAGGGAAUGGCAUCUUCACGGUCAGGGCCCUCGGCCUCGCUCUUCACCAACCUCCUCUCUCGAGCCGGGCGCAGCGAUCUGGCGUCUUCUCUCUUGCCACAGCUGCUGGAAAGCUAUCUAGCUGAGAAGUCGCGCUCCACCACACAGGCUUGGUACAUCCUUCAGCUAAUUGUGGAGCUGCUUGACACUUUUGGGGAGGCAAUGACAAAGCAUAAGCAAGAGACGAAUAACGUCCUUCGCUUUGUCAAUGUGUGUCUGGGUGGCGACAAAGGAUCCAAGACGACAGAGCAAGGUGUACAAGAGGUGCAGCAAGAGGAAGAAGUUCCUUUCAUCGGGCCUGGCGGUCGCUCUCGCGGGCCCAUGGCCGAUUUGCUAGACGCUGGCAUCGACGCGAGCACAGCUGGUGCAGGGCCCACUGGAGGCGAACAAAAAGGGCAAGAAGAAGAAGAGCUCGAUGAAGACCUGAUCAAGACGGCGCUUGACCUACUGCUGAGCGUCCUUGAGGGUAACCUUGAGCUUGCGCCGAGGACGAGCCCUCUGCUGAGACUUAUUGAGUCGAAGCUGUCGCGCUAUGUGUCAUCAAACGUGGAUGAGGAUCUACGCAGGGUGGCCAAGGAAGCUCGCCUAGUCUUAGCGGCUCGGGAGCAAGCCACUCGACCUGAAGAAGCAGAUGCAGACCUGCCCCACGUCGGGACGCCGGCGAGCAGUGCACGCCAAGCGGCCCAGUCAAAAUACGAAGAAGCACUGAAGCUCUUGCAAGACCCUAUCCUGCCAGUACGGGCGCAUGGUCUAGUGCUUCUCAAGGAGAUUGCAGCAGCAACCGAGCAUCCGGGCGCGACUGCCCACCUGUUGCCUUCUAUUCUGGAGAUUCUGCUCAAGGCAAUAGGCGACGAAGAGUCGUACCUGUAUCUCAAUGCCAUCUCAGCACUGAAGGAGGUGAUCCUUCGAGGGGAGCCAUAUCUCUCGCAGAUCCUCGCAAAGUACGUGACCGGCGACGCCUCUCGUCAAGGGACCGACGAGCGUCUGCGAAUUGGCGAAGCGCUCCUCGCAGCCAUCCAACAUCUAGCCGAAGGAGGUGCAGUCUACUCUUCCUCUUUCCUGCCUGCUCUGCUGACAGUCCUACGGGACAGAAAAGCCUCAACGACGCUAAAGUCUUCGGCAUUGACCCUUCUCGGCACCUGCGUCGAGGCCUUUCCUCUGGCCAUUGCGAGCGCUACUCGCGAAGGGUACGUGGGCAAGAUGGUACGUGGAUGUCUGGACUUGUUACAGCUGGAGAUGGUCCAUAGAAGGAGCAGCAGCGGUGCGAGGCCGACUUCUGGCAGCUUCGGUGAGCAUGCAGAAGAGGAAGAAGAAGAAGACCCUACCGUUGCCCGUCAGCAGCUGCGCUUCGCCCCAGGCGCAGACGACUCGACCAGUCUGGACUCUUCCUACCCACAGCUGCGUCGCGGAGCUCUUCUCCUGCUGCACCUCCUUAUCAAGGGCACGCGUGACCAGCUCGCCCUCUUCGUUGAGACGCGAGCGAGAGAGCAGCCUCAGGUAGGAGCAGAGGGGGGGUGGAUCGCUCUGAGGCUGCCGGGAGGGGGAAGAUUGCCUUCUCUCUCCUCCAGCUUCGACCCCAAAUCUGCUCCGACAACUCUCCCACCUUUGCUCUUCCCCCUCGCCGAGCGCAGCAGCGGUAGUGGAGGCGACGUCCAAUUGCAAGACUCAACGCGCACCACGAUGCAGUACCUCGCUCUGGAGGACGAUGAUGCCCUUGUGAGACGGAUGGCGCGCGAGGUGGAUGAGGAGUUGCAGGCGUUGCUUGUUGAGAUGGUUGGGGUGGGAUUGGGUGGGUGAGAUGAGCGGAGCGAAGAUGGAUGAGCGAGUAGAGCGUAAGAUGAGGCGAUGGAGGGAAGAGGCAAUGCGGCUUAUCGACACAGCGAGAUAUGUCGGAAAAACCGUAGCCAUACUUCCUUCUUUCACAGCGGUGCAAUCAUUGACAAAAUGGAAUAGAUGUAGAUGCAGCAGAUGAUGGUGU
Messenger RNA from Microstroma glucosiphilum, 3880 nucleotides. RefSeq lists its product as hypothetical. The record is from RefSeq and is a predicted model, not a curated record. Gene Ontology annotation, biological process: protein secretion. The transcript is spliced from 3 exons. Lineage: Eukaryota; Fungi; Basidiomycota; Exobasidiomycetes; Microstromatales; Microstromataceae. The coding region runs from base 280 to 3699 and encodes 1139 amino acids.